Messenger RNA from Calypte anna (Anna's hummingbird), 3084 nucleotides. It is a transcript of the gene DCTN4, whose product is annotated as dynactin subunit 4. Gene Ontology annotation, cellular component: dynactin complex. The record is from RefSeq and is a predicted model, not a curated record. The transcript has 13 exons. Bases 23 to 1405 code for a protein of 460 amino acids. NCBI's taxonomy places the organism in Eukaryota, Metazoa, Chordata, Aves, Apodiformes, Trochilidae.
GGCGGCCCGGCCCCCGGGCAAGAUGGCGUCGCUGCUGCAGUCGGAGCGGGUGCUGUACCUGGUGCGCGGCGAGAAGGAGAUGCGGGCGCCGCUGUCGCAGCUGUACUUCUGCCGGUACUGCAGCGAGCUCCGGUCCCUGGAGUGCGUCUCGCACGAGGUGGAUUCUCACUACUGCCCCAGCUGCCUGGAAAACAUGCCUUCAGCUGAAGCCAAGCUGAAAAAGAACAGGUGUGCCAACUGCUUUGACUGUCCCUGCUGCAUGCACACUCUUUCCACCCGGGCCACCAGCAUUCCUGCUCCACUCCCUGAUGACCCAGCCAAGACCACCAUGAAGAAAGCCUAUUACCUGGCCUGUGGGUUUUGUCGUUGGACUUCCCGGGAUGUGGGCAUGGCAGACAAGUCUGUGGCCAGUGGUGGGUGGCAGGAGCCAGAGAAUCCUCACACACAGAGGAUUAACAAACUGGUUGAGUACUACCAGCAGAUGGCUCAGAAGGAGAAGAUUGAGCGGGACCGGAAGAAGCUGGUGCGGCGCCGAAACUACAUGCCCCUGGCCUUCUCUGACAAAUAUGGCCUUGGAACCAGGCUGCAACGGCAGAGGCCUGGAGCACCCAUCAGUGCCCUUGCUGGACUCUCGCUGAAAGAGGGAGAGGACCAGAAAGAGAUCAAGAUUGAGCCAGCUGAUGCAGUGGAAGAGGUGGAACCUCUUCCUGAGGAUUAUUAUACAAGACCAAUCAAUCUGACAGAAGUGACCACGCUGCGCCAGCGCCUGCUGCAGCCUGACUUCCAACCCAUCUCUGCUUCCCAGCUCUACCCACGCCACAAGCACCUCCUGAUCAAACGCUCUCUGCGCUGCAGGAAAUGUGAACACAACCUGAGCAAACCAGAAUUCAAUCCAACAUCUAUCAAAUUCAAGAUCCAGCUGGUUGCUGUUAACUAUAUUCCUGAAGUGAGGAUCAUGUCUAUUCCCAACCUGCGCUACAUGAAGGAGAGCCAGGUUCUUCUGACUCUGACCAAUCCAGUGGAGAACAUCACACAUGUCACACUGCUGGAGUGUGAGGAGGGAGACCCUGAAAACAUCAACAGCACUGCCAAGGUGGCAGUUCCUCCCAAGGAGCUUGUUCUGGCUGGCAAAGAUGCUGCAGCAGAAUACGAUGAGCUGGCAGAGCCUCAGGACUUCCAGGAUGACCCUGAUGUUAUUGCCUUCAGAAAAGCCAACAAGGUUGGAGUUUUCAUCAAGGUCACCCCACAAAAAGAAGAGGGCGAAGUCACCGUGAGUUUCAAGAUGAAGCACGAGUUCAAAAACCUGGCUGCUCCCAUCAGGCCCAACGAGGAGGGUGACCACCCCUCUGAGGUCAUCUGGCUCACCCAUCACGUGGAGCUCAGCCUGGGCCCGGUCCUCCCGUAGAGAUUCCCGAUGCCUGGCCACAGGAGGGACUGGCACAGCAAGAAAGCACCUGGUGAAAUGUUCUGUGAGAGGCCCUUGUGGUGUCUGGGGGUGUGCCACGGGCCCUGGCUGGGAGGGAGGGGUUGAGGGUGGGGGGCUUUGGGAUGGUUUGUUCUCUCUCUUCUUGUAGUACCCACUAACUACCACUCCUCUUCCCCGUAACCCCACUGGCUAGUUGAACUUGCAGCACACAGAGAGAGAUCCCACUUUCUCCAGAUUUGCACCACACCUGCCUGAACUUGGUUCUGUCCAUAGAAAAGGGCCCAUAUUGGUUUAUUCUUCCUGGUGUUACACACUCAGUAGCAAACAGCUCCUUUUUUUUGCACAGAGCUAUGCCCUUCCCCAACAAACACUGUCAGGGGUGGCCCUGUCUGCUGUGUUCUGGGCAAGUUACUGGUAGCAGCAUGGUGCUUUCUUUUGGUUUCCUCUUGUAGUAAUACCUCAGCUGUGGGGAUGGAGACACAACACCCCACCACUGGCACGUGUAGCUUGCUUAGCCAAGGUGAUGGAUGUUUCCUCAAGGAAAGGAUGGGUUUGCCUCUCGACCCAAAGUGUAGUGCCCUCCUGGAGUAUUUGUGGGUUGGACUGGCCUGAGCUAGCUCCUGUGUUGCCAUUGGAUGUGGCAGCACGAUGUGCUGUGAGCUGGGAAUUCUGCUACAGCUCUGGGUUGAGGCAGGGAUGCUCUGGAGAAGCUGCCUGGCAACCUUCAGAUCAAUUAACGUGUGUUAAUAGGGGUAGUGACCAGAGUCUGAAACCAGGAGAGUUAAAAUUAGGUCUGGUGUACAUAAAACUAGAGGUUGUUUUGAGUUCAAACUCAAUUUUGUCUUUUUUCCAGUUAGGGUGGGUGGGGGAGGUGAAAAGGCAGUUACACAUUAACCAGCACACCCUGUGCUGGGAGGGAGGGGGGUUACAGCUGCCAGCCGGCUGUAGCCCAGGCUACAACAGGUAAUGACGAGCUGUGCACCCAGGAUACUGAAUUCCCACUCGCUGCAGUAGCUCGGUGCAGGCUGGCGAGGUGGCUCUCCCUGCAGGGCAUUCCCAGUGCUGAUCCUGAUCCUCCUGGAACAUUCCUGGUGUGCUUUGCCAGCGUGGGAAUAUCUGGACACACUGAUCCAGGUGGAUCUGCCAGCCCGGAGCUGCAGACCCUCUGUGCAGGAGGGUGGGAUGGGGCUGCCUGUUCCCGAGAGAAACGGGGGUGCAGGGGGAGCGUGCCUGGCACCCCACAUCCCACCACAGGUCUCAGAGCAGCGAGGCCCCACCUUUACACCUCUGUGUAGGUUACACACAGCGUACAGCAUGAGUUUGAGACGUGUAGUUGAUAGUUUGUGUGUAGUGCUAGCGCCUGCCCUGCCUUUACCUCUCACCUUCACCUCCGGCCGCGACUUCUCCUCGGUAGCCAAAAUAGCAUCCACGCUUGCCACACAGAUAGGGAAGAGACCCUUCUAGGGAGGGAGGGGGCGGCUGUCCCGGGCCUCCAGCACAGCUGCCCUGGGGCUGGCGCUUCUCACCGGGUUUGGUGUCGGUUCGCGGUUGUACCGAACCCGGCGUGGGCUGUGCCCGGGACCGCCCCUCCUGCCCCUUGCCGCCUGACUGCUUGGCGUCCUGUAGUGACCUUCAAUAAAGCAAACGUGGCUCUCGGA